Messenger RNA from Oncorhynchus gorbuscha (pink salmon), 507 nucleotides. RefSeq names its product cytochrome c oxidase subunit 6C-1-like. The transcript is spliced from 4 exons. Bases 169 to 399 code for a protein of 76 amino acids. Lineage: Eukaryota; Metazoa; Chordata; Actinopteri; Salmoniformes; Salmonidae. Gene Ontology annotation, biological process: mitochondrial electron transport, cytochrome c to oxygen. The record is from RefSeq and is a predicted model, not a curated record.
CGACCUCCAGCACAGUAAGUGGCGGUGUAUGCGCCUUUCAGUUGGUUGCGAUCCGCCAAUACAAAUUUAAAGAAGAAUAAAUAUUCCAUCCGCAUAAAUCCGAAAGAUCAACGCAUCAGAGGUGCACUAACACAUUUUGGUGAAGGUCGUGAGUGCUUGAAUUCCACAAUGUCUCUGGCUAAGCCUGCAAUGCGAGGACUCCUUGGGAAGCGUCUGCGGUUCCAUUUGCCCAUUGCCUUCGCUCUGUCAUUGGUGGCUGCAGCAGCUUUCAAGUAUGGUGUAACAGAGCCCAGGAAACGGGCCUAUGCCGAUUUCUACAAACAAUAUGACACCACAAAGGAGUUCAACAACAUGAGGGACGCUGGUGUUUUUGAAAGUGUCAGGCCAACUGGCGAAUAAACCCCUCUGAUGUCCCAUUGUGCAUUCCUGGUCUGAUGUUCCAGCUCUGUGAUUUACUCAUCGAACACUGCGGUUAUGUUCUCGUGAAUAAAUUAUUCUCUAUUGGUG